Molecule: messenger RNA, 1260 nt
Organism: Penicillium canescens
Lineage: Eukaryota; Fungi; Ascomycota; Eurotiomycetes; Eurotiales; Aspergillaceae
Product: CTD-interacting domain-containing protein
Exons: 5
Coding region: 1-1260 (419 amino acids)
Biological process (GO): mRNA 3'-end processing
Cellular component (GO): RNA polymerase II, holoenzyme
Molecular function (GO): RNA polymerase II C-terminal domain binding
Source: RefSeq, a predicted model, not a curated record
AUGGCCUAUACCGAUGAUGCCGUCAAAGCAAAGCUCUCGGCUCUCAAUGACUCCCAAGAGAGCAUCGUUACUGUUGCGCAAUGGGUCAUGUUCCACAGACGACAUGCCGAACGAACCGGUCAAAUUUGGCUUCAGAGAAUCCGCGAAUCCCCUCCUCCCAAACGUCUCAACUUGAUCUACCUGGCGAAUGAGGUGGCCCAACAAUCCAAGGCGCGUGGAAAGGAUGAUUUCCUUAUUGCCUUUUCCCCGAUUGUUGUGGAAGCUACAGCCACGGCUUACAAGGGUAACUCGAAUGACUUCCAACAAAGAAUCCGCCGAGUUGUGGAGGUCUGGAGACAACGCAAUGUCUUUGAGGGACCGAUUCUGGAUGCGGUGGAAGCUACUGUGAAUGAAAUCGACAAGACUCGCUCUACCACCAAGAAGCAAACCCUUGGGGGCUCUUUCUUCAAGGACAAUUCAUCUGGUUCCACUCCAUCUGAACUUCAGCCUUUGGUCCCAUUGCAGGUUGCUCUCUCCAAGGCCGCUCUGAGCUCGAACUCGUCUGCCACAACUGCCAUUUCCGAGUUCGACAAACUGCAUGAUCCCAAUAACCCACAGCCCACUCCGCCUGUCCAAGCUGCCCGUCUUAGCCACCUCUUGAAGACUCUCGCCAAUGCCGAGAGCUCAGUCUCUGAGGUUAUCAAGUCACGCCGCGCCUUGAUCGAUGGACUCGAGAAGAUGCUCCAGACUAACCGCGCUGAGCUUGCAAAGGAGGAGACUCUUAGCACAGAUAUCUCGGCAAAGAAGACUCAGGUCGACAUCAAGAAGCACGAGGUCGAAGAUGCUAUUAUGCGCGGCAUCUCAAGCGAAGAUAGUUCUGCCGCACCUGGUGAACACGGCGGCCAUGACGAGUCAGUCGCCCGUCCAGAGGUCGAGGCUCUGACUCCACCCCCAGUGGAAGCCAUCACCCCCGUGGGAUCCCCGCAGCCUGAGAAGCAGCAACCCGAGAAGCAGCAGAUCCGCCGUGGGCCAUUUACCGAAGACGCGGACGAAGAAGAGACCCCAGACUGGGCCAAUCUCGAAAUUCCUCCCGACGCUGCCCCAACAGGCAACGGAGCUUCAGCCACACUUCCCCUCGGCCAAGGCAAUGACUUCAAUCUCGCUACCAAUGGACAAGCAAAGCGACGCAAGAUCUCCCACGGCGAGGAAGACUACUCGGAAUUCGCAGGUGGUGAUCUGGAUGCUGAUGUUGCUGAGUUGCUUGCCAGCCAGGGCAAGUAG